Messenger RNA from Serendipita indica DSM 11827, 399 nucleotides. The record is from the annotation of a GenBank genome assembly. NCBI's taxonomy places the organism in Eukaryota, Fungi, Basidiomycota, Agaricomycetes, Sebacinales, Serendipitaceae.
AUGGCGAGCGUGUCUGUAAAUACACUUCAGAAGAAUCUGGAAGCAGCUACUCGAAAGUACCAAGACUUGCAAGAUGAUCUAUCCAAAGCAGUCGAGGCUCGGGAACGACUAGCAGCACAGCAGGUGGAAAGUGAGAACGUUAAGAAAGAAUUUGCGGGGUUGAAGCCCGAAAAUACCGUAUACAAGCUCAUCGGUCCCAUCCUAAUCCCUCAGGAUCAAUCAGAGGCGAAAUCAAACGUCGAGAAAAGACUGGAUUUCAUUACUGCGGAACUGAAGCGAGUAGAGAAUCAGAUCACGGAAAUCGGGGAACAGAGUGAAAGAGCGAAGACAGAGAUUGUGCAGAUUCAAACCGCGUAUCAAGCUCUACAACAGCAAAAGUCAUCUGAAUCAUCAAAGUGA